Medicago truncatula (barrel medic) is the source of this 1677-nucleotide messenger RNA. Its product is annotated as pathogenesis-related thaumatin-like protein 3.5. The record is from RefSeq and is a predicted model, not a curated record. The transcript has 3 exons. The coding region runs from base 63 to 983 and encodes 306 amino acids. Lineage: Eukaryota; Viridiplantae; Streptophyta; Magnoliopsida; Fabales; Fabaceae.
AGAUUAGUAGCUAGGCAAUUAAAUUCUACGUUUUAUCUCUUAUUAUUUGCCACUUUUAAGUAAUGGCAGCUUCAACUCAAUUUGCUAGAACUCUUCUCUUUCUCGUUUUCUUUUUCUUUCAUUCCUUAAGAGGUUUAAAUUCAGCCACAUUUACAAUUGUAAACAAGUGCAGCUAUCCUGUUUGGCCGGGAAUUUUGUCUGGUGCCGGAACGGCACAACUAGCAACGACAGGCUUCGCCCUACAACCGGGCGAAUCCAAUGCCGUCACCAUGCCCACAUCUUGGUCCGGCCGCAUAUGGGGCCGAACACUAUGCUCAACCGACCCCUCCGGAAAAUUCUCAUGCAUCACUGGAGACUGCGGCUCCUCUAAAGUAGAAUGCACUGGCAGCGGCGCCAUCCCUCCAGCGACGCUCGCGGAGUUCACAUUAAACGGUGCUAAUGGACUAGAUUUCUACGACGUCAGCCUAGUCGACGGUUACAACCUUCCCAUAACAGUGGAACCAAGUGGCGGCAGUGGAAACUGCACGACUACGGGCUGUUUAGUAGACUUAAAUGGCGCGUGUCCGACAGAACUAAAGGUGAAAAUUGCGGCGGAAGAAGAAGGGAGUGAUGAAAAGAGCGUGGCAUGUAAAAGCGCGUGCGAAGCCUUUGGUGAUCCAUUGUAUUGUUGCAAUGGCGCUUAUGGAACUCCGCAGACUUGUAAGCCAAGUUCAUACUCGCAGUUCUUCAAGAGCGCGUGUCCACGCGCUUAUAGCUAUGCUUAUGAUGAUGGAACUAGCACCUUCACUUGUUCCUCUGCAGAUUACCUCAUUACUUUCUGUUCUACACAUUCCAAAGGUUCGAUCAAGUCAGGGACCGGAAAACUCCCGUUUGGAGUGGACAUUUGGGCAGGACACGCCCAUGGCCAUGCUGAUAAGUCAACCAAGGGGAUGUCUCUAGUUGUGGCAGCAGUUUUCAUGACAAUUUGGUGGCAGCUCAGUUAGGCGUGCGGAUUUAAAUUCCAUGCAGUUAUUGAUUUUGAUCGUCUAGUAGUUUGUUUGUUUCUGUGGUGCAUCAACGCUUAGAGUUAGACACACGAGACGAGUUUGCCCGAAGCCACUAUUUGGAGCUUCUAAAAAAUCAUGCAAUUGGUCACUGGGACGCAAUAUUUGUGCUUCCACGGCCAUCUAUCAUGCCAUUUCAUGUAUAUUUGUGUAAUUGAAUUCAUGAAAACUUACUGUAAAGAAAAGAACAUAAACACGAACGGUGUUUUAGGAAUUUUAUUUCUUUUUGAAAUCAGAUAUAUAUUCAUUCAUUUAAACAAUUGAACUAGACUUGAAUGCCAAGGUAACUAGUUUUGACUCUGUUUCCAACCACAAGCGAUGCCAAGGUAACUUGUUGUCAUUGCAUUUGCACCUAUCAACUCAAGUUCAACUUCAAGUGCACUAGUAUUUCAUCAAGUUUCCAAAUUAUGCUUUGGAUAGAGAGGUGAGAUUAAUGUUUUGAUUGAUAAUACCAGAGAACCCGUUCCAAAUAUUUGAAGCAAGUGUACAUUGACAAAAAAGAUGGGAAGUAGUUUCAAUAUGUUUGUUACAAAGGGAGCACAUAAAUGGAAUAUAGCAACCUCUAAUCAAUAUAUUAUCAUCGGUUGGCAAUUUAUUGUGUAACAUCCUUCACAAUUGCUAUGAAACCUUUAAU